Molecule: messenger RNA, 714 nt
Organism: Zymoseptoria tritici IPO323
Lineage: Eukaryota; Fungi; Ascomycota; Dothideomycetes; Mycosphaerellales; Mycosphaerellaceae
Exons: 1
Coding region: 1-714 (237 amino acids)
Source: RefSeq, a predicted model, not a curated record
AUGGCCACCAGCGCUGCCACCGUGUUCGGCACCGCGGAAUUACUGGAGAUGAUUCUUCUGGGAUGCACUAUGGAGGAAGUCACCUGCGCUCGCCGUAUCAACACCUUCGUCCAAGCCACUGUCGACGGCUCCAAGCGUUUGAGGCAGAAGAUCUUUUUGGAAGCAGCGCCGGGCGCUGAAAAGCUCGUGGCCCCACUCUGGUCGUGGAGAGCAACAACAGUCCCUUUGGUAUUGGCGAGCGAAGCGCGUACUGCACGAGACCGCACAUACAGUCGGACCAUCGUCAAUCUUAAUCCCCUACUGAAGCUGCUCACAUGCACCGCCUCACCGGAAGCCACAAGGCGUUACGUCACCGGAAAUAGACUCGCCAUUGUCGGGCAAGACUUCCUGGAUCGCCCGUCGGGGCGCUGGGAGGCGAUGCUGAUUACACAGCCACCUCUGCGGUCGCUGGAAUUGGUGGUCGUGAAGACGAAGGGGCCGCGUUCAAAGGGUUUCAAGUCUACUGCACACACCCUCGGAGAACUCAGAGCAGAGUUGCUGGCACUCGAUCGGGGUCGUACUCUCAGACCAAGACCCUCCGAUGGUCUCGCCAACCGCAUCAGCUUUGUUGGCAUCGUAACGCACGAUGCGGUCACUGAGGAGGAUCGGCGGGUAGCUGCGGGCCGGACGAACUCCGCACGACUGGCUGAAGGCCAGGCACAGAAGAUGGAGUAG